Amoebophrya sp. A120 is the source of this 1330-nucleotide messenger RNA. Lineage: Eukaryota; Dinophyceae; Syndiniales; Amoebophryaceae. The record is from the annotation of a GenBank genome assembly.
CUUGUGUCAUCGUGCUGUCUGCUUCGGUGUCUACGUUCGUUCUGAUCGUACUUUCUCGUUCUUGAUUUCGGGUUUCUCGUUUUUAGUUUUUCGUUCUCUCGCGUGAUUUUUCGUGUGCUUUUUCGUCUGCUUUUCUCGUACCCCAGCGGAAACAGCGUUUAUCGUCGUACAGGAACGGUUAAGGAUUAAAAUGUAUGAUAGAUGCUAUUUUUACUUGGAAUUCUAAUCGCACAGACAACAUCACUUAGCAGCUACUCAAUCUGAACCCCUCGCUCCUUUUGAGAAAAACCUAACCCGCCUAGUAUCCAUCGCAAAUCGAUUGUUACUCUAUUGAAACGGCCGUAAGUCCUACCAUCGUCGUGCGACCAUUGUCAAACCUGAAUUGUGCCGGACUGUACAACUGAGAAUAAUAAAUCAUGUGUGCCUGCUCAUCUUGUCCCACCUUUUUGUCGCUAUAGUUCGAGAAAAGCACGUGUGCAGCAGUCGCAGCUGAUCAUGUCCUCCUCCACUAAAUCCAAGCCGCCUGCGGCGCCAGGUGCCGACUCCCGUCGACCUGCGAAAGCGGAUCCUGCCGACAUGAUCCAGGAGGAGCUGCGGAAGACCGUGAACUCCUGCCGGUCCACGCUGGUGUCGAUCGAGCACGACGUGGAUGGACUCUCCGCGGAAAAGGACGACCUCCUGCAGCAACUGGUGCGCAUUCGGGACCGGUGCCGGGCGAUCGAUGCCGAGUUCGUGUCGAAGCGGCGAGAGUACGAGUCCGCCAUGCGGCUGCUCAAGUUGUGCGAGGAGGAGUACGCGUUCACCUGCUGUGCUCAGGGCCCGCCCCCGACGCCUUUCGUGCCCCGCAAUCGCUUUAUGGAGCGAAUAAAUGCGAAGGAAGAAAGCAGCGAUGAUGCUGAAGGAGGAGAUCUAGAAGAUACGCAAGUUGUAGCCGCGCUAUCGCCCUCGAGAAGUCCUGCGCCACCUAUUCCCAAACUUUAUUCCGCACCAGGUCGCCCGAGCACAGCACAACUACAGCCUGCCCGAGCAAGUCGUCGAGGGUGAUACCUUUUAUCAAAAAGCUACACUUCUUUUUGCUCCUCUGUCUCCUCUGCCAUUUGCUUGCUCGAAGACGUAGUUAGAUAGUUGGUUGUCCUCUGAUUCACGAAAACUCAAAUUGGUUUGAAAUGCAUGGUUGCAUUUCUUUAGAGCAACUCGUCGCGCACACAGCAUUUCGAUAAAUUGAGUUGGCGGAUGGAAAGUUCAACUUCUUCAUGGAGACGACAUGAUCAAGCACCAGCUCUAUACUUAACUACAAUCAGAUUUUGACCUUGCAAAUCAAAAAUCAAAG